GAGUGAAACACCUGCGAUGAGACUCAAAAGCAGUUCAAUCUCAAGUCUCAUCCACUAUCUGGUAGUCCACCAUGCCCGACCACCAAUGCAAAGGUCCUUCAUCAGCAAAUUCUUCGCCAAACGAUCGCAUGAUAAACGUAUUCUGGCACGACGGUAUGUUGGAUCAUGACACCGGCAAAGGAGUAUUCGACACCGGAAUGGACCCUGGUUACCUCGACGUACUCGAAAAGCACCCAGAAAACUCCGACAGGAUCAGAAACAUGCUCUCCAUCCUCAAAAGAGGUCCUAUUUCCCCUUUUCUUUCAUGGCAUUCCUCCACGCCUGCUCUCGUCUCCGAAUUGCUCUCUUUCCAUACUCCAGAAUAUAUCAAUUCCCUAAUUGAAGCAGAUAAAAAUGGAGGAAAGGAAAUUUGUAGUGGGACAUUUCUGAAUCCGGGAUCAUGGAAAGCUGCAGUUUUAGCUGCUGGGACUACAGUUUCAGCAAUGAAGUAUAUACUUGAUGGGCAUGGGAAGAUAUGCUACGCACUGGUUAGGCCACCUGGCCACCAUGCUCAGCCUACUCAAGCUGAUGGAUAUUGCUUUUUAAACAAUGCCGGCAUUGCAGUUCAAUAUGCUUUGAACUCAGGGUGUAAGAAGGUUGCUGUUAUUGACAUUGAUGUUCAUUACGGGAAUGGAACUGCGGAGGGAUUCUACGAUUCCAACAAGGUUCUAACGGUUUCCCUUCAUAUGAAUCAUGGGUCUUGGGGGACAUCUCAUCCUCAGACUGGAAGCAUAAGUGAGUUGGGUGAAGGAAUAGGAUUUGGGUAUAAUUUGAAUGUACCUUUGCCAAAUGGAACUGGGGACAAAGGCUACAAGUAUGCAAUGAACCACCUGGUUCUCCCUGCUGUUACAAACUUUGAACCAGAUUUCAUGGUGUUUGUUGUUGGCCAAGAUUCAAGUGCUUUUGAUCCAAAUGGAAGACAAUGUUUGACAAUGGAGGGUUAUAGAGAGAUUGGGCGGAUGGUUGGGAAUGUAGCUGAUGAUCAUUGCAAUGGCCGCAUCUUAAUUGUGCAGGAAGGUGGAUAUCACGUCACCUACUCGGCUUAUUGUCUGCAUGCAACUCUUGAAGAUUACAUAUGA
Molecule: messenger RNA, 1118 nt
Organism: Lactuca virosa
Lineage: Eukaryota; Viridiplantae; Streptophyta; Magnoliopsida; Asterales; Asteraceae
Source: the annotation of a GenBank genome assembly